AUGAAUAACUAUUUCAUUAUUGAUACUGAGUAAUAAAAUCAAAACAGAAAGAGAACUAUAACUCGUGUAGCUCUCUUAGCUAUUGUUAUAGUUGGUAUGCUUGGAACAAUUGCUUUGUUUUCAUAAUCUGAAAAUUCUAAUAGCUUGGUAAUCAACAAUAUGGUCUAUCUUAGCGAAAAAUCUAAUGAACUUGUCAUCACAUCACAAAGAAACAUGACUGUCUGCACCAGUCAAAAGGCUGAACACUAACCAGUUAUUUAAGAAUAAUGCACUGUCUACUCAUCUACCUAAGAUAUAGUCGCAUACAAUAACGGUGAUAAUAAAAUUAUUGCUCAUAUUGUUUACAGAGACCUUUAAUCUCUCUCUUAGUUCAAUCCCCAAGGAAAUCUUAUACCCGAUGAAGACUCCUUUGCUGAAGUUUUCAAUAAUGAAAUUUCCCUCAUUUUCAAAGCCACUAUUUCUACUGAUGGUACUCUGUUGAAAUUGGAAUAACCUAAAGGAAACAAUGUCUCUCAAAUUGCUAUUCGUUUAACAGAGAGAUUGAUUGAAUAAUAUUUCCCUUAAUUAAACUCUACCCUUUACUUUGAAAACAGCUCUUCUUCUAAUAGUUUAUUACGUUCUAGCUAAGAAGAAUCCAUCCAAUAAAUUAUCGAAGACACAUAUCUUGGUUAAAUUAAUCCCUAAUACACUUUCAAUUCUUUACCUUAAGGAGAUAUCAUUUUAAGCAAAUCUUACAAUUCUGAAAGUUUCGUCAAUUUCGCUUACAACUUAGGAGGAAAAAUCCCUGAUAUUACAUUCGAAUCUAACUUCCUCGUUCGUGAUGGUAAGGUUGAAUAAAACACUGAAGUUAUGGUUUUUAACAUUACUCAUUCUCAUGAUGAAUUUUUACUUUCAGCUGAUAACUCCAUCCCAAUUAAUAACUCUACAGAAUACGAAGAGCUUAUUGGUCAAGCUUUCACAAGAAUUGAAUCAAACUUCUAAUUAAUCAGCACUGGAUAUAACCAAACCUUGAUAGAAGAAAUUAAGAAUUAUGACAACAGCGACUCUUUCGAAUUAGUAAAUCUUGAAGAAACUGGUGGUAAAUUAAAGAUAAUCAAAAAUAAGAAUAACCAAGGCGAAAACAAUUAAUUACUCGGUGAAGGUACUGAAGUUCCUUUGAUUGACAAAAAGUUUGAUGUUUUCCGUAAAUAAAUUGUUGGUAAUACCCUUGGUUUAACAAUUGAAUAUUUGAAUUACGAAAACUACUCUUUAAUUCAAUCAGCUAUCUACCUAAACGGUUAAAAGGUCUUCAACGUUUAUGGCAAGCGUGUUGAUCAUCCUUGGUAUGCUUGCGAAGCCAAGAACUCUAGCGAUAAGGGUACUUUAAAAAAGACUGUUUUCUAGGUUGUCUAUCCUUUGUUAGGUGGUGUAUUAAAUAUUCCAAUCACCGCUAGUAUUGAACUUUAUUAUGGCUGGUCUUUUGAUACUUCUAAGGAUGAGUAAGGUCUCUGCACUCUUUAAUUCCAUCCUUUUGCUAAGCCUACUCUCGGAGUUGAAGGUUCUAUUUCAGUUUGGAAGGUAGCUGAAGGUGGUGUAUUUGCUAAAGGUUCUGUUGCUAAUGUUUAUUUAGACUUCUUGUUGCAAUUAGACAGAUCUAAUUUAUAAGCUUUAUUAAGUGUAGAUGCACAUCUCAUACCUUUUGAGUACAAAAUCGGUGCAUUCUAUUCUUACAUUAAGUGCAACAUUAAGAACAUUAAAGAAAAAAUUACCCAAUUUAAAUGGAAAGAAAUUUGCUGGAAAACUCCUAAAGAAGAAAUAUCUUUCCUUGAAGGAUCUUUGCUUUCUCCAUUAAAUUACAACUUAUACACUGAAACUUGCCCUCUAUUAAAGCCUUCCACUCUCUGA
Molecule: messenger RNA, 1884 nt
Organism: Tetrahymena thermophila SB210
Lineage: Eukaryota; Ciliophora; Oligohymenophorea; Hymenostomatida; Tetrahymenidae
Product: transmembrane protein, putative
Exons: 1
Source: RefSeq, a predicted model, not a curated record